Lasiosphaeria miniovina is the source of this 744-nucleotide messenger RNA. RefSeq lists its product as uncharacterized. Lineage: Eukaryota; Fungi; Ascomycota; Sordariomycetes; Sordariales; Lasiosphaeriaceae. The transcript has 4 exons. The record is from RefSeq and is a predicted model, not a curated record. Bases 1 to 744 code for a protein of 247 amino acids.
AUGGGGUCCACUGGCGCCGAUACGUCGCAGGACGAGCUGACGGUGCUGAUUACCGGCUUUGGCGCAUUCAAGAAGGACUUCCCCGUGAACCCCUCAUGGGAGAUUGCCAAGGAGCUUCCCGAGUACCUGCCGCCGUUGCGGGCCAAAACGCGCGCGGCUGGCGCUACCUCGGAUGACGCAGCGCCCUACCUGCCGCCCGUGAGGCUGCUGGUGCAUCCCGAGGCUAUUCACGUUAGCUACGACGUGGUGCGGGACCUGCUGCACCCGGAGCGGCCCAAGAUCGACGUCGCCGUGCACAUUGGCAUGGCGGGUCCGCGGCCGUAUUACUCCAUCGAGCGUCGAGGCCACCGCGACGGCUACGCCAUGAAGGAUGUCGACGGCAAAUUUCUCAACGACACGGAGCGCCGCCUCCGCGAGGGCAAGGACUGGGUGUGGGAGGAUGCACCAAAGGAGCUGCUUACCGACCUGGACAUCGACGAUGUACUGAGGCGGUGGAAAAAGUACAGCCCGAACGACGCAGACCUAAGGGUUUCCGAAGACGCAGGCCGCUACCUGUGCGAUUUCAUCUACUUCUCGAGCCUCGCACACCUGGACAAGGCGGGUGAGCCGCUCAAUGUCAUCUUUUUGCAUGUGCCCUCGGACAGCACCGACCAGGCAGUCACUCUGGGCAAGGAUCUCCUUCUGCAGCUGGUGCGGUCCAUCGCCGAAAGCGAGGUUGCGCGCAGGGCGCUUCGUAAGAAAUGA